AUGCUCGCGUAUUUGUAAUAAAUAUUUUAAAACUAAUUAUAGGGCACACAACAGCAGAAUGGAUUAAACAUUGUGAUCAGAGUGAAAUUUUGUGAUAAUUGUAAACGACGCUACGCGCGCGUUACAUCAUUUACACAAAAGCACGCAACAACAGUGCAAAGCCUACCCAAAACCAUACAAAACACAACACACCAAGCCAUACCACCACAAUAGAAGGUUUUCUCCUAUUGUUACUAUACUAGCACAUACUACAAACAAUAGUUCCACUGAUCAAAAGAGCAAAUUGUUUAAAAAGUUAUAACCAAAGCAGAAAGGAAAGCAACGCAUUAAAAAAUAGCAAGUGUUCUUAAGUACCGCUACAAUAACUAUUUUGAGUGCUACAACUGGUGCUCUGGCUCUAGGCAUACAUCUAGCGCCAGAAGAACAUCAGACACUUUUAAGAAGUGAGCCGGAACAUCCUGUAUCCAUGCUAUCGGUACAGACAGCCGGCUGCGCGGGAAUGGAGCGGCUUGGCGUUCCGACCCGCACAUCAUUGACUACACCUCCCGAUACCAGGGGUCAAUAUAUCUGUAGAAUGCGUAUAGAUGCGGCAAGAGAAUUGUUGGCUGUACGUAGUGAAACUGUGAUUCGCAGCAACAACAGUAGCAGCGGUAAUAGCAUUAACGGCACUAGUAAUAAUUGCAAUAAUACCUCUAGUAAAAAUAUUAGCAAUAUUGGUAGCAACCAAAAGCAACCGCAACAACAGCAACAAUUGUUAUAUCAUCACAUCAGUAAUAGCAGCAAUAGUAUCGGCAUUAAUAAUAGCGAUAGCAGCAGCAACGGACAUUCCCACUACCAACAAGAUAAUCUACAGCAACAUCAUCAAAAUCAUCACAUACAACGUAUGACAACGACAACAACAGCAACAACAGCAAUAACAGCAGCAGCAGAAGCAACAGCAGUCGCACUGAAUAACGGCAGCAGUUUGACAAGUGGCGUUAAUAGUAUUAGCAACAAUAAUAAUAAUCAUAAUAAUAACAACAACAAUAUUAGCUCAAUGACUAACAGCAGCGGUGGCGCUAGCGGUGGCAAUUGUAAUAGCAAUAGCAAUAUAGCACGAGGUGGCAUAGAGGCCACAACCCUUAAAUAUGGUAAUACGGGCAGUGGGAGCGGCCAUUUCAAUAAAGACGAAUCUUGUGGCAGCAGCAGGUCUGGUUGUUCCUUAAGUAGUCACAGUCACGAUCAUCAUCAACAUUAUCAAUAUCAUUUGCAAAAACAGCAAACACUAUGUUGUCCUCAUCACGUACCACUGCCGGACAGUGAAUGGGGUCAGGAGCGCUGCGCACAAUUACGCACUAAUUAUCAGCAAUCUGAAAUAACGCGAUCCUAUAUAAAACCGCCACCAAAUAAAAGCAUUAAAGACGUUCCGGAUCAGUCCAAUUAUAAUUUCUAUACGCUAUCAACACACAGCUCUAGCUCAGGUUUGCAUUCCUCUAUGGCCUUACCUCAGUAUCAGGCCAGUACCAGCUCUAGUGGCAGUAGCAGUUGCACUAGUAGCGGCAGUAUAACAAAAUCUAAACCGAAUGUCAUUACUAAGUUCUUUUAUCGGAAAAGUUCCCCUAAAUCUCCAAAUACGCUAUCAAACACUUUAUCGUCAUCAAUGGCGUGCUCAUCACCGCUGGUUUCAUCGACAUCAAUGUUGUCCUCAGUUUCAUCUUUAGCAUCAACUAGUGCAUCAUCUUCAGCAUCAAGUUCGUCGUCGGCUUCAUCGUUGACCUCUGCACCAAUAGCCGCAUUGCCGAUCUCAUCAACAUCCAGCCUAAAGACUACUCCGUGCAGUUAUGGUAGCUCUAGCAAUAAUGCAUUGGCCGGCCAUGUGCCCAGCACUCAGUUAUCAACAACGUUGGGCGUUUCGUCAUCGGUUACGGUCAAUGUAAACACAACAUUCCUACAAACAUCCUCAAAUAUGGAACGCAUACCUACGCCACCAUUAUCGGUGACUGUACCCAUUGGUUCAUCGCAUCAGCAACAGCAGCUGCAAGUGCAACAGCAAAGGCAACAACAGCAGCAGUUGUUAUUAGAUAGUUUAGUGGCAGAAUCUACUACCACGUCAUCGGCUUUAAACACGUUAAAAAGUAGCGGUUGCAGUCCCAUUACAAUUUCACCCACAGCCCAAACAACCAAUCGAUAUAAGUGGUCACAAAUGGAUUUUCAGCCCACCGCAGGUAACAUUACCCGCAACGAUAGCAAUACAAGCAUGCAGAGUCUAAUAGCAAGUUGCAAUUGUCAAAAUCGGAAAUGCCAUCAAUGCGACGGCAGCAGUGGUUCAUCGGGCAACGCAGAGACGACAUAAUAAAGUAACAAGUUUCUACAAAAAGCAAUCAGAUGAAAAACAUUUUCUUAGAAAAAUUGCAACACCAAUAAUAAUAAUAAUAAUGACAAAAACAAAAAUAAUAAUAAUAAUAACAACAACACCAACAACAAAACCAAGUUCUAAAUUAAAGACUGUUUUGUAACACGAAUAGUCCUUAGAUAAAAUUCUACGAAACUUAAAAUACUAUAGGAGUUUGCAUGGCAAGGUAAUCCGGCAACAUGUUGUUAUGUUGCUAGAGCAAAGCAAACAAUACAUACUUGAAGAUUACAACACGCAUAAUCAUUUCCAUUUGUAACUAAUGUCGCUAUUAAAUGCUUUAUCAACUAUAUUAUUAUUAUUAUUAU
Molecule: messenger RNA, 2697 nt
Organism: Glossina fuscipes
Lineage: Eukaryota; Metazoa; Arthropoda; Insecta; Diptera; Glossinidae
Exons: 5
Coding region: 467-2332 (621 amino acids)
Source: RefSeq, a predicted model, not a curated record